AUGGCCAAUUUUGUUGUUACGAUUUGCUUGCUUAAUGGUCUGCUUAUGCUCUUAACAAUCAUGGGCAACGUUCUCGUGUUGACCGCAAUGUUAACAACUCCUUCUCUUCGUUCACCGUCCACAAUUUUCUUAUGUAGUCUUGCUGUCUCAGAUCUUCUUGUCGGGUUCGUUGUGAAACCGAUCUACAUUGGAUUCAGACUUAACCCAGGACCGGAAUUAGAACACUUAGCCUACAUCCUCGUCUCUUUAGCCUGUAGUGUUUCUCUUUGUACGAUGACGGCCAUCAGCGUGGAUCGGUUUAUGGCUCUUCAUUUUCACUUACGAUACCCGGAUAUGAUGACCAAUAAACGCGCUGUAAACAUAUCACUAAGUAUUUGGUUCUUGGUGUGCACAACAUCAUGUAUUAGAUUAUAG
Messenger RNA from Porites lobata, 414 nucleotides. Lineage: Eukaryota; Metazoa; Cnidaria; Anthozoa; Scleractinia; Poritidae. The record is from the annotation of a GenBank genome assembly.